GCAGCCCGGCGGGCCGCCCGGGCACGGGCCCGGGCCCGCUCGGGACAUCAGUGUGUGCUCCGGCCGCCACGAGGAGCAGACGCCCGCCACGCCGCCAUGCGCCCACACCGGCACUGCGACACCUUUGGCGCGACAACAGAAACCACGAUGCACCUCCAUAGCAGUCGGCACCAUACGGUCCUAGUCGUCGCGUUGCUGUUGCUUCAGGUGGCCCUGCAGCCUGGAGUGGAGGCGCACGCCCGCCUAAUGGACCCGCCCGCCAGGAACUCCAUGUGGAGGUUCGGCUACCUGACACCCGUCAACUACAACGACAACGAGCUCUACUGCGGCGGCUUCACCGUGCAGUGGCAGCAGUACAACGGCAGCUGCGGCCUCUGCGGCGACAGCUUCGGGGAGCCCAAGCCGCGCCCACACGAGGCGGGCGGGCUCUACGGCAAGGGCGUCAUCAGCAGGAACUACGUCACUGGGCAGGAAAUUCAAGUUGAGGUGGACCUGACGGCUAACCACUAUGGCUAUUUCGAGAUGUUCAUCUGUCCGAACAACAACCCGAAGUUUGAAGUGGAUGAAGAGUGCCUCAGAAGGAAUCCCCUGAUCGUGGCCGGCACCAGGAACGAGACGCGCUACUUCAUACCUCCGGGCACGAAGAAGAGCGAUACGCUGCGCUAUAAGGUGCGGCUGCCGCCUUUCGUGACGUGCACUCAGUGUGUCAUACAGUGGAGGUACGUCACAGCGAAUAACUGGGGUCUGUGCGCCGACGGGUCGGAGGCGGUAGGCUGCGGCCCUACGGAGACGUUCGUCAACUGCGCGGACGUGGCCAUCGUGACCGCCAUCGGCGGCCUGCCGCCGUCCUUCGUCAGCUCGCAGGACAACCCGCACCUGCUCUACUACCGCGACUUCCGCACGCCCGGCGCUGUCGCCCCGCUCGUUAUCAGGGCGCAGGUGUGUGAGCCGACGCCGCUUUAUCGCUCGCUGCCCGGCAUGGACGAGUGGUGCCAGACCAACUGCCUGCGGUACCCACCGAACUGCCCUCCCGAGCUCUGCCACUGUCCGCGCACGUGCGACGCCAUCGGCGAACUGGAAGGCCGAGAGGGCGCCGACGAAUACUGUAUGGACCAGUGCCUGGUGUACCCGCCGCGCUGCCCCAGGGAGCGCUGCUUCUGCUACUGACUACGGCAACACACCUGGCCACGUCUCCACGGGCCGCUGCACUCACGUUUAGGAUCAGCAAUCUGCAACUCUAAGUUCUCCGAAAAGUCUACUUGCUCCGCAAAAGAUUUCAUUAUUUUUUCGUCAACUUAAAGACCUCUUACUCUUGUUUGUGUUCGUAGUUAGAGACUAAAUUUUUCUGUGAGGAGUAGCUUGUCUGGAACAAUGAUGUGUUCUCCUUUUUACGUUAUCAUUUUUGUCGAACGAAACAACUGUAACUUGCCAAGUACAUAAUAAGACAUUUGGACAUUACGUGUGGCGGUUGGAGCGCGGUCUCUGCACAAAAUUUCGAAUAAUAUCGUUGUUACCACAAUACAGAGUGCUCCUUGCAAUUGGAAGUCCUUUUUUCUGACGUGGUGUGACAACAAGUAUUAGCCUAAAAGGAAUAGCUGUGGAAAGGUUGUGGCACUCAAGUAAUAGUUGUCUCAUCUUCCAGAUUAUUUUUCAGUUAUCGAAUUAAUCAAAUGUUACUAGGACCUCUCAAUGAAAAGUAAUUAACACUGAUGCAAUUGAUCUGCUUUCUUGAACGUGUUACGUCACAAACGCAAAUCAUGUAUCCUGUUGUCACGGAAUAAGUUUAAGACGGUACUGCGGUUUUCAAAUUAUCAGCAGUAAAGCACUUCCCGAAUAUUUCUAUGUUCCCUAAAAAUAAUAACUUGAUUACCACCAAACUCACGACACAUAGAUAAAUACGCCUGUGAUUUUAUGUUAGCGCACGAUGUUCAGCGCAGAUUCAGUUAAAUAUUGCUAUGCAGCUCAAACGAAAAGUAAAAAGAAAUGCUUUUAGAAGAAAACUAAAAAUUUAUAUGUCGGCAUAUAAAGAAGAUGGAGAGUCAUGUUAUAUUUGUAGUCAUUCCAAAUGAAACAUACAAAUCAUACGAAUAGUUCCAUCAGAAAAUUUGAUAGAAGGCACAAAGGAUGUGCAAGUCUGUCAAGGCUAGCUAGAAUAAUGGCUGCCAUUCUACAGAACUGCGUAAUAGAUCUGAGAAAAAGAAAUUUCUGACUCCGUACUUAUUUCCUGAUUUUUUUUCACAUAAUCAGAGUUAGUCAUUCUAUUUCGUAAUAUCUUUCAUUUAAGCUAUUGUACAUGCUCUACCUUCAAGUUUUGAAACUUACACAAUUCUCUUAAUUGACUGUAAUCACGUUUAAGUAGUCAUUUGAGAUGAUUAAAUGGUUUCUGAAAUCCGCUACGCAAUUCUGUAGAAUUGGAUACAGUAUUGUAGCCUUGGUAUAGACUUGGUCAUUCUCUAUGCCCUCUAACCAAUAUUCGUACGACGAGGUACUUAUAAUUUGUUUCAUUUGGGAUGACUACAAAUAUAACAUGACUGUCCAUCUUUUGCCUCUUCAUGUGAUAUGUCAACAUAUCAAUUUUCAGUUUUCUUCUAAAUAUAUUUCUACUUGUCUAAGUUUAAGAUUCAUUGUAAUAUUUGACUUAACAUGAUUUGAACAUUCCUAAAAAAUUAGCUUUAUCAAAGAGUUUGCCAUCAGCUGACAGCUUUUAAGGCAUUUAAUUGUAACUACACAAUUUUUUUUUGUUUUUGCUCUUACAGUUUUCCAAUGAUUUUAAUAUGAACUAUGUUCGACUAGUCACAAUACGUUAUAAUUCACAAGUCUAUACAUAGCAACAAAUUUCCGUUUGCAUUCCGUAGAGCAGUUCAACUCACCUGAUCUGCCUGCAAGCAUAAUUAAACAUCAUGAAUUAUCUGGACUAAAUACUUAAAAAAAUUGCAAAGGAAUUUCUGAAACAUAACAAAUUACUUUGGAAAAGAUCCUUGAAUAGUGAAGCAGGUAACAUACGAAGAUGGGUUAAAAAUUAGAGUUUACCAAAAACUUUAUGUAAUUUAUGUGUCACUUGCAACGAACUACAAAAACAGUAGCAAAUUAUGUUGUGUGCUCUAUAUGUUUUGCUCGAAUUUUCAGCCUCCUAAAUCCAGUUAAACUAGUGAAUCAUUAUAUAUAUGCUAUUCACGAUUACAGGUAUGAGUGAGGAAGAUGAGGCAACAAAGUAGAUUUCAGGAAGAAACCUUCAUCAUACAUACAUGUAUGUUGUUUGGAAUGUGAAUCAUGCUUGUACAGAGGGAACAAUGCCUGAGUGUAUGAGAUGUCCCUAUGUGAUUGUGAUUUUUCUUGGGGCUUUCUCAACUGUUACCACUAUUUAUUGGCUAAACAUUUUGUGGGGACGCCUACAAACUUCAAACAGGGUUAUAUGGAAUUUGUACCAAGGUGAGAUUAGUUCCUUUGUUGUCACUGUUAUGUGUUGUGUUACUGUAUGCAUUAAAGUUUACAUGUAAAGUGUUAUAGCCUGUAUAUUUUUAAAAUAAAUGAGAGACGCCGAUAUGCAAAAAUAUA
This is a messenger RNA of Schistocerca gregaria, 3555 nucleotides long. RefSeq lists its product as uncharacterized. NCBI's taxonomy places the organism in Eukaryota, Metazoa, Arthropoda, Insecta, Orthoptera, Acrididae. The coding region runs from base 97 to 1167 and encodes 356 amino acids. The transcript is spliced from 9 exons. The record is from RefSeq and is a predicted model, not a curated record.